AUUUAUUCGUAAUAUUAAUCGAGCCAAUCGAUAUUUUAAACGAUUGGGAUUUUUUUUCACCUUCAGCGCUUGUUUACUCCGCGUGACAGUUUUACAAAUGUAUCCAAUUAACGUCGCGUAAGCUGAGUCUGGACGGAAGCGUUGACGUGAUUUGGGGGUAGACAGACUGAAAAUUCUUAUGCAUUUACCGUGGUACCGUGGAAACGCAACAAUUACGCACAAGCUGCAAUAAAACCGUUCCUAUUGACAUGGCGAUGAGAUGAGAUCCAAUGACUUUUGGCCGUUACUGUGGAUAUGCAUAUUUCUUUGGUUCCACGCUCAUUCUAUCCGUAGUCAAACACCAACGCAAACUAUAAUCACAACAUGUCCAGCUCAGAUUUCUGAUCAGUCGUGUUCUUGUUACGACUUUCAGGACGGCAUUUUUCUCGAAUGUCCCGGAGCUACUGGAACAGGUGUGCGCAAUGCACUGUCCUCUGUAUCCGGAGGUUUGAUUCAGUCACUGAACAUCUACGACCUGGAACCCACCGUCUCUACCUUGUCCGCAGACCUAUUUCCUCCAAACACCAAACUCCGACAGCUUCAAAUAUCCCACUCUAAUCUGUCGAUAAUCACAGAAGAUGGGUUGAACAACAUUAAAAACUUAGAGUCUUUUGCAAUGUUAUCGGGUAAACUACGAGAAAUACCGCAAAAAACUUUUACCAGUUUGACGCUAUUGAAGACAAUUGAUAUUGAAUCCAAUGAUAUCGCCGAACUGGGUAGUUAUGCAUUCUCUGGUUUGCAAUUAAUCAAAAUCAACCUCAAGGGUAACUCAAUUCUCAAAAUAUCAGAAUAUUCAUUUGCUGGUUUAGAAACAAGUCUCACCGAACUUGAUCUGUCUGAUAAUAAGAUAAAAACGUUUCCGACGUCCGCCGUCAGACGGUUAGAACGUCUCAUGUCCUUAAGAAUCGCAUGGAACGAAAUAGCGUCGAUUCACGACGACCGUUAUUCAUAUAUGAAAAGUCUAGUGCAGCUAGACCUGAGUUCCAAUAAUUUUGAAUCAGUUCCUGAGGAUGCAUUCCGUUUAUUUCCUAAGCUCAAGAUGCUGUCUCUUUACUACAAUUCAAUUGAAAGCAUACACAAACGAGGUUUUAGCACGCUGAUCGAACUUGAAACUAUCGACAUUAGUCGCAACAAAAUAGUAUUCAUGGAUUUUAGCACAUUCAAAUGCAACAUUCACUUACGGACUAUAGACUUAAGCCAUAAUCAUAUUCAUUAUAUUAGCGGUUUGUUUGCUAAUCUUCCCGAGCUCAGAGAACUAUUUCUUUCUGAAAACAAUAUACUAGAGAUUUCAGGUGACUCGUUUUCCAAUUCUCCUAAGUUAUCGGUAAUAUACAUUCAGCAAAAUGCUAUUAGAAUAAUCGAAUCUGGUGCUUUUUCAAGUUCACCCGAACUAAUGCAAUUGUAUUUAAGUGACAAUUAUAUAGAAACCAUAGAUGCCAAUGUAUUUUUUCAUUGUAAUAAACUCACAUCAUUGAGUUUGGAUAACAAUCGUAUUGCUAAAAUCGAAAACGGUGCGUUACGAAACAAUUAUCAACUCAAAGAACUCAGACUGCAAAAUAACAAACUAUCAAAAAUAUUACAAACACAAUUCGAAACGUUACCUGAAUUGUUGGAAUUACAUUUACAAAACAACGCAAUAAUGGAAAUUGAACCUGGUGCAUUCAAAACGCUCAAAAGUCUACAACAUAUUAAUCUCCAAAACAAUGUCCUCACUCAUUUAGGUGACGUAUUUCUACAUGAUGCACCAUCAUUAGUGUCAAUACAAAUCGAUUCUAACGUGUUAGCAAGUUUAAAUAACAAGACACUGCAUGGUCAAUCCAAUCUAAAAGUAAUGUGGCUGAGUCACAACAAACUAAACAAAUUGGAUAAAUCCCUAUUUGCUGACCUAUAUCAAGUACAAAGGAUUUACUUGAACAAUAAUUCCAUUGAGAAUAUCGAAGUUGGAACAUUUGAAUCAAUGCAAGCGUUGGUAUUUCUGGAUCUUAGUUUUAAUCAGUUGCAAGAAAUAACUUCUAAAACAUUUGCUGAACUCAGGGGUUUGAAUGAACUGCACCUCACGGAUAAUCGUAUAUCUCGGAUAGACGCAAAUUCGUUCGCGGCGCUGAAAAAAUUAACGGUUCUUAACUUGUCCAAUAAUCCGCUUACGAAAUUACAUAAGUACAUGUUUCAAAAAGAUUUACCCAUUCAAACUUUAUAUCUCAACAAUUGUUCUUUAAGAACCAUUGAUAACGGAACAUUUUCCAACUUGAACGUUCUUAACGAACUUCACCUGAAACAAAACUACUUAUUUGCCGAUGCGUUACUCCAAGUGGAUGUGCCUACGUUGACUGUAUUGGACAUAUCUUACAACAAUUUAGAUGGUCUUAAUUCAACUGUCUUAAAGUAUCUACCAAACGUAAAGCACGUGUAUUUAGACAAUUGUAAUAUAGGUCAAAUUUUUGCCAUGACAUUCAAAUUUAAUCUUGAAGUAUUUAUGAUGUCUUUAUCGAACAAUAAACUGACAGCUCUACCUGCAGAUUUGUUCAAAAGACAGACCAAUUUAAAAACUCUAAUUUUGGAUGGGAACGACUUUAACACCAUGCCUUAUGCUACAUUGGCGAAUUGUGAAAAUCUACAAAAACUAUCUGUAGCCAGAAAUAUGUUAACCGAAUUAGAUAUGACAAAACUGACUAAUAUGAAAAAUCUUCAAAGCCUUUCAAUUUCUGAAAACCGAGUUCAAAUACUUGCUGGGUUUCCAUCUUCAUACUUCACGCUUUUAACCGAUUUGAAUUUGUCAAACAACAUACUAUCAUCAUUACCACUAAACUUUUUUCAAUCACUAGAACAUUUAGAUAUGUCCAAUAAUCAUUUCAAUAAAGUACCUCAGCUUACCAAAAAUCUUCAGUUCUUGAAUCUUACUAAUAACCCAUUGGGCCAAAUACAUGAAACAACAAAACUCAUGACAAUCGAGCACAUUGACUUAGAAGAACUCCACAUAAGUGGAACGAAUUUAUCGGUACUAGCAAGUAAUGAUUUCUUGUCGCUCACCAAUCUUCAUCGUUUGUACAUAUCUAAUAAUAAAAUAUCAAAAAUAUCUCCUGGUACGUUCAGCGUUCUCGAAGAACUACACACGCUUGACUUAAGUAAUAAUCGUAUGGAAUUUCUACCCCAAGAAAGACUACAGGGAUUAUCACAUCUCCGGUUGUUGAAUUUGUCUCAGAAUUCAUUAAAAGAAAUCGAAGACCUUUCCUCUGACUUGAUAUCACUGCAGGUGCUCGAUAUUUCAUAUAACCAACUGGAAAAAAUCAGCAAAGGUUUGUUCCGAAACUUGGAAAGCUUAGCUGAACUAUAUCUAUAUGGAAAUUGGCUAUCAUUUAUAUCUCCAGACGCAUUUCGAUCGUUAAAAAAACUCAAGAUAUUAGAUUUGGGUAAAAAUAAUUUCAAAAACUUGCCAAUAAAUGCUCUUAGACCGUUGGAAACACAAAUAAAAAGUUUGCGUACAGAAGAAAAUCCAAUUAACUGUGAUUGUGAACAACAAGAGCUAUGGGAAUGGAUAAGAGAUCACCAAAAGUUAAUGUCCGAUCUAAGCACGAAAGGCUUGAUCUGCCACCACCCUCCGGAACUCAAGGGCCAACAAUUUAUAGAACUUGAGCCUCCUGCGUUUUGUGCCAUGCCCGUCGUACUCAAACUCGCUAUUCAAGACAUUCAACCAUAUUCAAUCUUCGUGUCAUGGAAAGGUCGAAAUCACACGGGCCUUCACGGUUACAGAGUAGCGUAUUAUCCAAUUGAAGAUCCGGAUUAUCCGGCAGCGGCAAUUUCAUCGGUUGCAGUUAUUCCAAAUAUCAUGAACAAAUUUCUCGAUAAAAACACUCAGACUACUCUCUUGGACAACCUUAAACCAGAAACCCGGUACUUGGUAUGUGUGUUAGGUUUGGGCAAUUGGAUACCGAUGAACAUCUCACACCAUCUGCAGAACGAUGCUCAAAGUAGUCGUUGUACCGAAGUGAAAACACUAGAAGGUGACAUAGCGUAUUACUCCGAUGAACAUCACAAGAGCUCAAUACUGACCAGACGGUUAGGUCUAAUUAUCGGUAGCUGUUUGGGCUGUGUCGUGUUUAUAGUGUUGGUAUCUGUACUUGGAUAUCUGAAAAUAAAAAAACAAAGAGAAGACACGAAAAGAGAACAACCACUUCCUCCCGAGUAUCUAUCGUACAGGCAUUUUUCUUUGCAUACCACUGACCCAAUUGUCGCCGCUCCCGCAUUGAGUCAAAUUGGUCCGAUUACUACUGUACAUUAAACGACAUUUUGUUUUGAUAUUAUUAUUAUUAUUAUUAUUAUUAAUAUUAUUAUUGUUAUUAUUGAGUGGUACUAUGAUAUCAUGUUUGAUCCCAUAGUAAAAUGUUAAAAAAAACAUACCUAUAACAUGAUGUACCUUAAUAAGAUUAAC
Molecule: messenger RNA, 4465 nt
Organism: Melanaphis sacchari
Lineage: Eukaryota; Metazoa; Arthropoda; Insecta; Hemiptera; Aphididae
Product: protein artichoke-like
Exons: 5
Coding region: 260-4315 (1351 amino acids)
Molecular function (GO): protein binding
Source: RefSeq, a predicted model, not a curated record